This is a messenger RNA of Anopheles gambiae (African malaria mosquito), 2960 nucleotides long. Its product is annotated as mutS protein homolog 5. The transcript is spliced from 2 exons. Bases 421 to 2871 code for a protein of 816 amino acids. The record is from RefSeq and is a predicted model, not a curated record. Gene Ontology annotation, cellular component: nucleus. Gene Ontology annotation, molecular function: ATP binding; ATP-dependent DNA damage sensor activity; mismatched DNA binding. Lineage: Eukaryota; Metazoa; Arthropoda; Insecta; Diptera; Culicidae. Gene Ontology annotation, biological process: mismatch repair; chiasma assembly.
AGUGCUGGUGCAGCAAAAAAAAAACGAGUGCGAAUUUGGAUAUGCGAUCAUGGUUUGAUCUUUUGACGCGUCCCAUUGCUUACUGCCGUGGCGCUAAAAAUAGCGACCGUGUGCGAACCGGCGACUCGUUAAAUGUCAAACCCUUUCCUCUGCCCAAGUUCAAAAUUAGUCUAGUAGCCACCGGCUGCUGUUGUGAGAGAGUGGAAAGGUGCGCGCGUGUGUGUUGAAGUUUGCAUGGAACGGUUGGUGUGGUAAGUGAAGAAUUUGGCUCCAUCCGUCGUGACCUAACGCGAAGGUAUCGAACCGGCUGUCAUCGAAAGCGGGUACGAUCGUUUAGGUUCUCAAAAGAAGCACACACACACACACAUAUACAGGCAAAUCGUUUUAUUUGUAGUUUGAAAGCUAGAGAGCAGAGCGCCAAUGGCCUCGCAAGAAGAUUCCGCCGUCAAUCCGGCGGGAAAGAUUCUGUCCGUGUGCUGGAAUGCUGGUGCACUGGCCGCAUCGUAUUAUGACAUCGAUCAGCUCGAACUGUACGCUGUCCAGCAGGCGAUCGAACCCCGUCCCCAGUACGUGCUGCUGCGCGACCUCGUGCAGCGCUACCCCCCCCUGUACUACGUCGUUACCGGUCCUGCCUGCUUCCUGGAAGAUUGCCGCGAGGUGCUGGGCGUCCCGGCAGCCGUUGCGAAUCAGCCCGCACCGUCCGAUUCGGUCGACCAAAGUGGAGGCAACGCUUCCCAGCCAUCGAACGUGAAGAUUGUGGAGUAUACGGCCCAGUCACAGGCCCAGGCUAGGGGUCGCCUGCUCGCCCACAAGCUUGCCGGCAUGCCACCGGAAUCGAGCGAGCGCGAGUGCCGCACGUUUCUCGAAAGCAUCGUUCCGUUCGAGCAGGAGCUGCUGGUGACCAGCGUCGGCAAUCUGCUGCUGCUGCUCGACACCGUCGGUGACACCCUGUCGCCGGCGCAGCUCGUCACGAGGAUCAAUCUCGUCACGCCCAGCACGCAGCUCGUCAUCGACGGGCUGACGUACGAGGCGCUGCAGAUAUUCGACGCCAGCCGGCACCCGUCCGGCUUCAAGUGCGGCACGGAUACGCGCGGCCUCUCCGUGUACAGCUUGUUCAACAAGUGCUCCUCGAAGAACGGGGAAGAGUGGCUCAGCCGGCUGAUGACGCAACCGAUCCGGGAUCGGGCGGAGCUGCAGCACCGGCACGACACCGUCCAGUGGCUGCUGGCGAACGUCCGGUACGCGAACCAGUUCGACCAGUGCCUGAAGCAUCUGACCAACGUUGGCCUACUGUAUCGGAAGCUGCUGCAAGGCACGGCCCGCAACGUGGACUGGAAGAUGCUGAAGAAAAAUCUCUACUAUCUGUACAGCCUGUGCAAGCUGUGCGCGCUGACGCUCGAGGAUGCGCAGGUGGCCGGCACGGUUGUGCAGGAGCUGGGCCAGUACACGCGCAACCCGACCAACGCACUCAAGCACGUGCUGUACACCAUCGACAAGUGUUUGGAUCUGGAGAAGGGGGACGAGGAGAACAAGGUCACGAUACGGGCCGGGCUCGAUCCGGCCGUCGACCGGCUGCGCGAACAGUACGACGGUUUGCGCGAGGUCGUGCUGGAAUCGUCCCGACUGGGGUUGGAAACGCUGCAGCUCGAUAUGGCCAACAUCUGCGUAACGUAUCUGCCAUCGUUCGGGUUCGUGAUCAGCACGCAGGUCGACGAGCAGCUGCAACGGUCCGGGAUCUUUCAGCACGAAUCGUUCGAUUUGGUGUUUCAGGCGGACAAUACCGCCUACUUCCAGAUAAGCCUGUGCAAGGAGCUGAACGACGAGUUCGGCCAAAUGGUAGCGUCUAUGAUCGAGCACGAGCUGGCGGUGCAGACGCGCCUAACCACCUUCGUCGGUACCAAGUUCCCGGAGGUGAUGGGCGUGUUCAAGCUGGCGGGCAAACUGGACGCACUGCUAUCGUUUGCCACCGUCGCCAAGAUGCAUCGCUACGUGCGGCCCCUUGUUUGCGACGGUGCGAAGGUGCUGCAGAUACAGGGCGGCCGGCAUGUGGUGCUGGAGCAUCGCCGAACGUACCGGGCGAAUGACACGUGCGUCGGCGAGACGAAUCACCACCUGGUGAACGUGAUUGCCGCCGACACCUCGGUGGGCAAGACGACCUACCUGAAGGAGGUGGCCAUCAUCUGCUAUCUGGCCCACGUGGGCUCGUAUGUGCCGGCGGCGUACGCCAAAAUCCCGCUGCUCGAUUCCAUCUACACGCGGCUCGACCACCCGGAAUCGAUCUUCAGCGGCCGAUCGUCCUUCAUGUCGGAGCUGUACCAGAUGGCGAGUUUGCUGCAGAACGCCACCGCCAGCUCGCUGGUGCUGAUCGAUGAGUUUGGCAAGGGGACCAACUAUCUCGAGGGGAAAUCGCUACUGAUCGCAUCGAUCGAACACUUGCUCAAGCGGGGCGACAGCGCACCGAUAACGUUCGUUACUACCAAGUUUACCGGCAUCGAGCGGUUUCUGCCCACCGUGCACCGGAACCUUCUGGUGCGGGUACACCGUACGCCGACCGACCGGCAAUCGCGUAGCAGCACCAGAACCAGUGACACGCUGGACGUGACCUCCGACGACCCGGCCGAUCCAACCGAACGGCUGAAGGCCACGUACCAGCUGGCGUUCCGUGCGGUCGCUUUUGCAGUGAUGAAAUACCACCAGGCGGCGGGUGGCCAGGCACCGACCACGGCAAGCGUUCGAGCGCUGAUGGAAUCCACGCCAAUCACGCGCGUACCGGAACAGUGUCUAGAAAUUUCGCAUCCACCACCGUCACGUGCGGUGCAGCAGCAGCACAAUAGGCACGCCAACGAUGACGUUACCGGUGAUGGUACAUAAUGGAAAAUCCUAUCGAAAAACGUAACAUUUAAAUGUUUAAACACGUUCUCCCCGUACCGAGGAGCCACCAGUGAUGAUGCACGCUUCCC